CUGAGCAAAAGGAAUCGCACACCGUGCCACCAAGUCAUGGCAAAACACGCCGCACCUGUGCAAUCCCACUGCCAUGCCCAAAACUCCAAAACGAAAUCACUAACAACAGAAAAGUGACUAAGCAGCCAAAGAGUAAUCUAGUUAGCUUCACCAGCUUUUCAAUUUCAUGUUCCAUCACUAAUCGCCACCUACAAAUGGAUAUAGCUAUCUUCUCUCCAUCAUCCCUCUUCUCCGAAGAUGAAAUUGCUACUCGUGAGGAAAAUGCAGACACUGAGGAGAGCUAUGUCGAGAGGAAGCACCAGUUUCCUGGGAUGGAGUUGAUUAUCCGAGAAUUUUCCUUUCAUCAACUAAAUGCUAAUUUACUCUGGCCAGGGACAUUUGCAUUUGCAGAAUGGUUAGUUCAGCACAGGUCAUGCAUUGAAGGACGGCGUGCCAUUGAGCUGGGGAGUGGCACAGGUGCUUUGGCCAUAUUUCUUCGGAAAUCAUAUAAUCUUGAUAUUACAACUUCAGACUAUGAUGAUCAAGAAAUAGAGAAGAACAUAGCUCAUAACUGCAGGGCAAAUGAAAUACCUGUCAUUCCUCACAUAAAACACACCUGGGGAGACAAAUUUCCAAAUUCUGAACCUGACUGGGACCUGAUUAUUGCAAGUGAUAUCUUAUUGUAUGUAAAACAGUAUGCAAAUUUGAUACAGACCAUUUCCUUUCUUCUCAAAUGUUAUAAGCCCCGAGAUAGGAGAGAAACAUCUCCAACUGACAAUGAUGAGAAAGACGGAGAUGUAGUGUUGCCACGGCCAGCCUUUCUAAUGAGCUGGAGACGCAGAAUUGGGAAGGAAGAUGAAUUGCUUUUCUUCAAUGGUUGUGAGAAAGCUGGUCUAAAUGUGAAGCAUUUUGGUUCACGUGUAUAUUGCAUCAAUCUCAUAGAAAAUGAGAUAUCAGAAACAAAAACUUGAUUAAUGAAAUUGGUAUUCAAGCAUGCAUGGGGGAGAAUGAAGUCUAAAUUGGAAGUUUUGUCCAUUAAUAGAGUUUCUUCUAGUCAUAGCUAUAGCUUCUGUAGAUUAAUUUGCAGCUCCUAGUUGAACUUUUCAUCAAUUUGAGCUUUGAGACUAACUAUGAUACAAUUUCUUUGACUUGUUUUAUUUCUUGUUAGUUUUUACAUCACCGGAUUUCAUUUCUUGGUUUUGAUUGUCACCAUUAAGAUCAUGUUUUAUUUUCUUGUGAGUUGUUACAUCACUGAAAUUCAAAUCUCUGUUUGGUUGUUAA
This is a messenger RNA of Cajanus cajan (pigeon pea), 1260 nucleotides long. Its product is annotated as S-adenosyl-L-methionine-dependent methyltransferases superfamily protein. The record is from RefSeq and is a predicted model, not a curated record. NCBI's taxonomy places the organism in Eukaryota, Viridiplantae, Streptophyta, Magnoliopsida, Fabales, Fabaceae.